Messenger RNA from Salarias fasciatus (jewelled blenny), 1815 nucleotides. It is a transcript of the gene pdlim3b, whose product is annotated as PDZ and LIM domain 3b. Gene Ontology annotation, biological process: heart development; muscle structure development; actin cytoskeleton organization. Gene Ontology annotation, molecular function: actin binding; muscle alpha-actinin binding. NCBI's taxonomy places the organism in Eukaryota, Metazoa, Chordata, Actinopteri, Blenniiformes, Blenniidae. The coding region runs from base 201 to 1148 and encodes 315 amino acids. The transcript has 8 exons. The record is from RefSeq and is a predicted model, not a curated record. Gene Ontology annotation, cellular component: stress fiber; adherens junction; filamentous actin.
CUCCAGUGUGUUUUCGUGUAAGCGGACGCCGCAAGGAGCCGACGAAAUGCUUUGACUUGUUGAGCCAAAAAACCCUGACUAAUCUUCAGAUAAAGGAGAAGAAAGGAGGAAAAGUGCUGCACAGUCCGAGCGCUCUGCUCUUUAAGGCUGAUCCCUGCGGCGCUCGGUCGUCCUGACAGCUGGGGGACGCUGAAGGCACCAUGCCUGUGAACGUGGUGCUGGUCGGGCCGGCCCCCUGGGGGUUUCGACUGACCGGAGGAAAGGACUUCAACCAGCCACUGACCAUCUCCAGGAUCACUCCCGGCAGCAAGGCGUCCAACGCCAACUUGUGUCCCGGAGACGUGAUCGUGGCCAUCGAGGGAAUCCCGGCCGGAAACAUGUUGCACUGUGAAGCCCAGAACAUGAUAAAGGAGUCCACCGCUCAGCUCUGUCUGACUGUUGAAAGGAAUGAAUCCAGAAUGUGGUCCCCCCGAGUUGUGGAGGACGGUAAAGCUCUCCCCUAUAAGCUAAACCUGGAAGCUGAGCAGCAGGUAUACAGACCAAUUGGCGCUGCUCACAACCGCAAAGCUCAGCCCUUCGUGGCAGCGGCGAACAUCGACGACAAGCGUCAGGUCGUCAGUACUGCCUACAACACUCCCAUAGGCCUCUACUCGUCUGGCAACAUCCAGGACGCCAUGGAGGGACAGAUUCGGGGGCUGGUGCAUCAGAAACCAGCCAGCCCUCGGCCCUUGACCAAUAUCGAGGACUCUGAUGUGUACCGGAUGCUGCAGCGGGACCAGGACGACCCCAUGGAGCCUCGACAGUCCGGCUCAUUCAAAGCCCUGCAGGACUUCAUUGACAGCGAUGGCACUCGUCCCAUUGUGACUCGGACAGUGAAAGCCCCGACCACCAAGCCGAGUCAGCCGACAGGAAACCUGCAGAAGCUGCCCGUCUGUGACAAGUGUGGGAAUGGGAUUGUCGGGACAGUGGUGAAGGCCCGGGACAAAUACCGUCACCCCGGCUGCUUCGUGUGCUCCGACUGCGACGUCAACCUGAAACAGAAGGGCUACUUCUUUGUGGAGGGACAGCUGUACUGUGAGAGUCAUGCCCGUGCCAGAAUGCGACCACCCGAGGGCCACGACCUCAUCACAACGUUUCCCUCCGCAUAGAGACACACACACACACACACACUCACACACACACACACACACACACACACACACACACACACACACACACACACACACACACACACACACACACACACCUCCUGCGUUUGUUUUCAUGAGCACUCUGUGCUCUGUGUGCAAUAAUAUUUGAAUCAGGUCUCUCUGAAUUCAUCUGUCUGAUGUUUUGAUCUUGAAAUGACACAAAAAAAGACAUUUUGUUGGUAAUAACUGAGUCGGUCUGGUUUCUGAAGAGGCCGAGUGAUUUAAAAAAAGAAAGAAAGAAAAAAAAAAAGGCCCCAAGGCUUGCUGUAAUCUGCUGUAUUUCUAAUAAAGACUUCCAUUCAAGCUGUAUGAGUGUCUGAGGACUGGAGGGAUCAGCUGAGUGCCGGGAAACAGUGAAAAACAGUCUGAAUAAACAAAGAAAGCAUGCAGCACGCGCAUGGUAUACUGUCUACAGAUUGUUGUUUGGUGGGAAAAUUCUUCCUUGAAGGUCUGAAUGCAAAUGUUAAAACAGUCUUCAUUCACUGUGAUGUUUUGUAUUUGUUCAGUGUCAUUCAGCAGAUAAAUGAGUGUGUGAUUGGACGAUUGUGAUUGUUUCCAAUUUCUUUGAUUUUUUUUUGUGCAAGUUAUGGAUUGCUUUAACUUUAAAAUGCAAGUCUGAUGUGCA